AUGUCGAACCCGCCUGGCCAGUCAGCCACAGCAGUACCCGAUAAUGAGGAAAUACUGUCGCUAGAUCUUGAAGAUGACUUUCUGUAUCGUAUAAGAAGGAAUUCACGGAUCGUAUAUGUUUCCAUCCUUGAUGGAGAUAUCCUCCCACCUGAUUACAGGACAGAUAGCUACCGGGUCCUUUCGAAGCUGCGAAAAAUACCGAGGUGGGAGGAGGAAUGGAAUACGCUUACUGUUCGAAGAAGUUCCCAGGGUGUUGAGAGCAGUCCAAACGAAUUUCCGCCCCACGGACUAGAUCUCAGACAGAUUGAUAUCCUGGACGCUAUCUUUGUCGAUCUUUUAGACUUGACAACAGUUUCUCGGAUCAGCGAUCGUAUCUCGUGUGUAAGGCAUGGUGGGGAGUCGUGGAUACUCAAGAUUGCACGAUUUAAACAUGAGAUUCCGGUCUUGCAGCGGGAAGUUUCAGUAUAUUCUAGUCUGACAUUGUCUGGCUUCCCACAUGCACCGAAAUUUAUUGGCUUUGUCUACGAGGAAACAAAGGCUCGCGUAGUUGGCUUUUUGAUAGAGCCAAUUACGGGGAAACCCCCAGGUGUUCAGAAUCUCAGAGAUUGCACGGAAACUGUUCGUCUCUUGCAUGCAUUUGGAAUCGUUCACGGGGACCUUAAUAAGUACAACUUCUUGAUAACAGAGCAUGGUGCCAAGGUUUUUGAUUUUGAAAACUCCGUUGUUCAAGGAAAUGUGGACCCAGAAACAGCUGAGAAUGAGAUAGAAACCCUUGCAGUCAAAUUGGAAGAUGAAUCCGGCGUCGGCAAGCGUUGA
Aspergillus nomiae NRRL 13137 is the source of this 816-nucleotide messenger RNA. RefSeq lists its product as uncharacterized. The transcript is spliced from 2 exons. Bases 1 to 816 code for a protein of 271 amino acids. Lineage: Eukaryota; Fungi; Ascomycota; Eurotiomycetes; Eurotiales; Aspergillaceae. The record is from RefSeq and is a predicted model, not a curated record.